ACUAUAUAUAUAUUUGAACGAUAAAGGAGAAAUUAACAAAGAAAUCCAUGAAAUUAUAAAAAAUGGUUUUGAUGAUAAUAAUUGCACAUAUGAAAAAACGUUGCAAACAAAUAGUGAUGUUACGGAUACACCACACGAGUAUAAUACCGCAUGUGAGUGUUCUGAAAAAAUAGAAUUAGCAAAAAAAGCUGCAAAAAAUUCGGAAUAUAGUCAUGAUGUACAUAAUAAAUUGGAAAAAAAUAUUUGUGAAAAAACGUUCGAAGAUGGAUGGAUAGAAUGGGAUUGUAACAAAAGAGAUAGUGGUGGAUAUUCAGUAUGUAUGAAAAAAAAUCCUAAUAUUGACGAAAACAAUUAUGAAUUUGAUGAAUGGUUCGAGGAAUGGUUAAAAUCAUUUUUAGAUGAGUACUCUCAAUUUGAAGAUAAUGAAUGUAUCAAUAACACAAAUAAUAAUACAAAUAGUUGUGUUGAUGAUACAUGUAGAAACAAAUGUUAUUGUUACAACAAAUGGGCAGCAAAAAGGAAAUUAGAAUGGGAAUUAUUACAAACAUAUUAUAAAGAGUAUAAUAAAAAGAAUCCUGAUGGAUUUGAUUUAUCAACAGGUUCAGAUUUACUUGAUACAUACCUGGAAACACGUUUUAGUGAAGAAUUCGAAACAUUAAAUGGUACAUCCAAAACACCUACACAACAAAUGAUUACUAAAUUCAACGAUGCUGUAAUGAAAUCAGAUCAAUGUGUAGAAAAAUGUCCAAAAAAACUGUCUUGUGAAGAAAAAGGGUUUGUAACGGGAUGGGAAUGUGAAAAAACAAAUGGUAAUAAGGACAAAAUAUGUGUAAAAGAAGGAGAAAACAAAUAUGAAAAGCCAAAUCUGAAUUAUGUUGAUAAAAUUGAUAGAUUUUAUGAUUCGUUUAAUGAUUGGUUAAAUGAUAUGGAACAUAUGUUAGAAGAAAAUAUGAAACUAUUGGAAUAUUCUUGUAAUAAAAAAAAAACAUAUAUAAAUAAAAAUCCUAAUAUAUGUUUUAGAUGUAAAAACGAUUGCAAAUGUUACGAAAAGUUCAAAGGUCAAAUUGAGAAGCAGUGGGAAAAACUCAAAGGCUACUACAACAAUUACAAAAAUGAAGAAGAAAGUAAAAUGCAUAAUAUUGAUCUUGAAACCUAUUUGGAAGCACAAUGCGAGUAUAAUUUGACAGAAAAUGAAAAACCUCAAGGCGAUGCUGAAAAACAAUGUAAAAAAAAAAACACUCAUGGUGGUAGUGAUCACACAAUUUUUGACGAAAUGGUAGAUAAUAUCCAUAAGAAAAAAGAUAAUGUUUGUGAUGUGUGCAAAGAAGAAAACAAAUAUGACGAAAAGGUUGAUGCUGCUACAUGUAGUGGAAUUGUGGAAGUUCUUAAGGAUAAAUGCAAUGAAAAAACGUUUGAUGGAUUAAACAAUAAAGGUAAAGAAAAUAAAGAAUGGCAAUGCAAAAACACGAGUACUGAUGGAACGUUACAAAAAGAUGUAUGUGUUCCUCCACGAGGACAAAGUAUAUGUAUAGCAAAUAUGGUAACAUCAUACGGAAGUAUUAUAUAUCUGCAAAAUGACGAAAGUGAUUUGAAAUCAAAAUUAAAAGAAGCAAUAAAAACAGAAACAAAACGAUUACAUGAAUACUACAAAAAAUGUGCUUCCCCUAUUGCGGCAUCAAUAACUUUUUUUCUCAAUUCAUUUUUGGCAAUAUCUUUACCACCA
This is a messenger RNA of Plasmodium gaboni, 1723 nucleotides long. RefSeq names its product putative EMP1-like protein. NCBI's taxonomy places the organism in Eukaryota, Apicomplexa, Aconoidasida, Haemosporida, Plasmodiidae. The transcript has a single exon. The annotation marks the transcript as partial. The record is from RefSeq and is a predicted model, not a curated record.